This is a messenger RNA of Carica papaya (papaya), 3889 nucleotides long. It is a transcript of the gene NEF1, whose product is annotated as no exine formation 1. NCBI's taxonomy places the organism in Eukaryota, Viridiplantae, Streptophyta, Magnoliopsida, Brassicales, Caricaceae. The record is from RefSeq and is a predicted model, not a curated record.
UGUUUUACCCAAGAGAAAAUGAGUCUGCCCGAGACCUGACCGCCUUGAUUCUGGAAAUUCAGCCCACCCACCAGCUUAUUUCACACUAAAAUCAGACCAUAGCUCUCUCUGCUAAAUUCCGGCCAAAAUGAUGCCGCCGGAGCUCCAGUCGCGCUCCUUCCGUCCCUACAUAUCGUCCUCCGUUAGUGCCCCUACCUUCUCCUCAUUCGGCACCCCCACUAAUGCCUCCUCUUACUCCGAAAACCCUAACCCUCACGGUAACUGCACCGGCGACGUCACUUCUUCCUCCUCGCGAUCUCUCAAAAAUUCCCGAUUCUCUCCAUCCUCCUUUGCUCACAAUCUUCGAAUCGCUGUCGCCCUCGUCCCUUGCGCUGCUUUCCUUCUCGAUCUGGGGGGAACUCCGGUAGUUGCUACCCUUACCCUAGGGCUCAUGAUCUCUUACAUAGUGGAUUCUCUCAACCUGAAGCUCGGGGCAUUUAUCGGUGUCUGGUUCUCUUUGAUCGCCGCGCAGAUCGCCUUUUUCUUUAGCGCUUCGUUAUUCGUCUCCUUCAACUCCCUCCCUCUUGGCGCCCUGGCAGCCUUUCUCUGUGCCAAGACCAAUUUCUUAAUCGGUGUCUGGGCUUCUCUUCAGUUCAAAUGGAUUCAAAUCGAGAACCCUUCCAUUGUUCUCGCUCUUGAACGCCUCUUGUUUGCCUGCGUCCCAUUAGCUGCAUCUACGCUUUUCACGUGGGCCACCAUCUCUGCCGUCGGUAUGGACAAUGCCGCUUACUAUCUCAUGGCGUUUAAUUGCGUGUUCUAUUGGCUUUUCUUGAUCCCUCGGGUUUCCUCUUUUAAAGCUAAGCAGGAAGUCAAGUAUCAUGGCGGAGAGGUUCCUGAUGAUAACUUAAUCCUUGGCCCGCUGGAAAGUUGUAUCCACUCUUUGAAUUUGAUGUUUUUCCCUUUGCUCUUUCACGUUGCCUCUCGUUACUCGGUCAUAUUUUCUUCGGCUGCUUCCAUUUGUGAUUUGUUGCUUUUGUUCUUCAUUCCGUUCUUGUUCCAACUUUAUGCAUCCACGAGGGGUGCACUUUGGUGGGUUACUAAAAACGCACAUCAAAUGCAGAGCAUUCGUAUCGUCAAUGGUGCCAUUGCUUUAGUUGUUGUGGUGAUCUGUUUGGAGAUUAGAGUUGUCUUCCAUUCCUUUGUGCGGUACAUUCAAGUUCCACCUCCUUUGAAUUAUCUACUUGUGACCAUGGCGAUGCUUGGAGGGGCUGCCGGGGCUGGUGCUUAUGCCCUUGGUAUUGUCUCUGAUGCCCUUUCGUCCGCAGCUUUCUCUGCUUUGGCUGUUGUUGUCAGUGCUGCUGGAGCAAUCGUUGUGGGAUUUCCAAUAUUGUUCAUUCCGCUGCCUUCAGUAGCUGGAUUUUAUUUGGCUCGUUUUUUUACAAAGAAGAGCCUACUUUCGUACUUUGCAUUUGUUGCGCUUGGAAGCUUGAUGGUCACAUGGUUUGUGAUGCAUAAUUUCUGGGAUCUAAACAUAUGGCUGGCAGGCAUGUCCCUGAAAUCUUUCUGUAAACUUAUUGUCGCAGAUGUUAUUUUAGCAAUGGCUGUUCCUGGUUUAGCUCUGCUACCACCAAGACUUAAUUUUUUCACUGAAGUUGCUCUGAUCAGUCACUCGUUGCUGCUAUGCUAUAUUGAGAAUCGAUUUUUUAAUUACUCAAGCAUAUACUUCUACGGAUUGGACGAUGAAGUGAUGUAUCCAAGCUACAUGGUCAUAUUGACAACUUUUGUUGGGUUGGCUUUAAUAAGAAGGCUUUCUGUUGAUCAUAGGAUUGGACAAAAGACAAUCUGGAUUUUAACUUGUCUCUAUUCGUCGAAGCUGGCCAUGUUGUUUAUCAGUUCAAAAUCCGUUGUAUGGGUGUCGGCAGUCCUUCUGAUGGCUGUUUCUCCUCCAUUGCUUCUUUACAAGGAAAAGUCAAGGACAGCCUCUAAGAUGAAAGCUUGGCAAGGCUAUGUGCAUGCUGGUGUGGUUGCCUUAUCUGUCUGGUUUUUCCGUGAAACAAUUUUUGAAGCACUACAGUGGUGGAAUGGGAGACCUCCAUCUGAUGGUGUACUUUUGGGUUUCUGUAUUCUUUUGACUGGUUUAGCCUGUGUUCCAAUUGUUGCCCUGCAUUUUUCACAUGUCAUGUCUGCUAAGAGAUGCCUAGUAUUGGUGGUAGCUACGGGACUCCUGUUUAUUCUAAUGCAGCCACCAAUCCCGUUGACAUGGACUUACCGAUCUGACCUUAUCAGAGCUGCUCGUCAAUCAGUUGAUGACAUCUCCAUAUAUGGUUUCAUGGCGUUGAAGCCUUCGUGGCCCUCUUGGCUACUUAUUGUGGCAAUUCUGCUCACUCUAGCGGCUGUUACGUCUAUCAUACCCAUUAAGUACAUUGCAGAGCUAAGAGCAUGUUACUCCAUUGCUAUGGGGGUUUCCCUUGGCAUUUAUAUAUCUGCAGAAUUCUUCCUUCAGGAUACCAUCUUGCAUGCCCUAAUAAUUGUAACCAUGGUCUGUGCCUCAGUUUUUGUUGUCUUUACUCAUUUUCCUUCAGCCUCAAGCACAAAGUUUCUACCAUGGGUGUUUGCUCUUCUUGUGGCUCUCUUUCCUGUGGCAUAUCUGCUGGAAGGUCAGGUAAGAAUCAAAAGCAUCCAUGGAGAUAAUGGAGUUGGGGACAUGGGAGAGGAAGACAGGAAGCUCACAACUCUACUUGCUGUUGAGGGUGCGAGGACCUCUCUUCUUGGUUUAUAUGCUGCAGUCUUUAUGCUUAUAGCUUUGGAGAUAAAGUUUGAAUUGGCCUCACUUAUGCGAGAAAAGGCUUUUGAAAGAGGUGGAGUCAGACAUAACCAGUCUGGUAAUGGUAGUAGUGCUAGUUUUCCUCCACGGAUGAGGUUCAUGAAUCAGCGUCGUGCCUCCACUGUGCCAAGUUUCACAAUUAAGAGGAUGUCUGCUGAGGGAGCCUGGAUGCCGGCUGUUGGCAAUGUUGCUACUAUCAUGUGCUUUGCUAUAUGCCUAAUCUUGAACAUCUAUCUUACUGGAGGCUCAAACCAGGCAAUAUUCUUCCUCGCUCCUAUUUUGCUACUCCUUAACCAGGACUCUGAUUUUGUUGCUGGGUUUGGGGAUAAGCAGAGGUAUUUUCCUGUAACAGUAGCCAUAUCAGCUUAUUUGGUGUUGUCUACUCUGUAUAGCAUAUGGGAAGAUGUUUGGCACGGGAAUGCAGGAUGGGGCAUUGAAAUUGGUGGUCCUGAUUGGUUCUUCGCGGUCAAGAAUUUGGCCCUCUUGAUUCUUACAUUCCCUAGCCAUAUCCUUUGCAACAGGUUUGUAUGGACUUAUGCAAAAAAGACAGACACAACACCAAUUCUGACCUUGCCUCUUAAUCUGCCGUCGGUUAUAAUAUCAGAUGUGUUUCAGAUUAGGCUAUUGGGGUUCUUAGGAAUUAUUUAUUCCAUUGCCCAGUAUGUGAUCUCUAGACAGCAAUACAUCUCUGGAUUGAAGUAUAUUUAGAGAAUUAGCAACUGUACUAUAUGUGUUCCCCAGUGAUCAAAAUGAGGUGUGAAAGUUCACAUUGGUUUUCUCCUUUUUUAAAAUUUCUCACAUUUUAUAAGGCAUUUUACGUCGGGUACACUAAACUGUAUUUGAGGUUUAUCAGUAAGCCUUGUAGUGAGAAUCAUGAAAAUAUGAAGAGCCAGAUUAGGGAGUUUUGCAGGUGAAUUUUUUCUGUUUUGUGUUAAAUAUCUGGGCUUCGAACUUGAUCUUGAUGGGGCGGAAAUGUGUGUCGGUGAAGUAGAAAGAUUAGACAGCAAGCAAACAUUCAUUAUUUCCAUUCAUGCUUUGUUGCAGGUCUAACGAACUGAUAUGUUAUAAGGACUUGUUUUGUGUGAA